Molecule: messenger RNA, 931 nt
Organism: Amoebophrya sp. A25
Lineage: Eukaryota; Dinophyceae; Syndiniales; Amoebophryaceae
Source: the annotation of a GenBank genome assembly
UUCCAACCACCCUUUCGUGUUUCUCCUAGCUUUAAGCGGCAAUUUCUUCUAGCUCUCGUGUGUUCUUGGCAUCAACCUUCUUGUACCUUCGACCACAUAGUGAAAAGUUAGAGAUGACAACGACAAGAAAGGAGGUACCAGUAUUUCUUCAUGUUCCUCAUGUAGAAGUAGGAAAAUUGAUUUGAACUACAUCAACAAGAGCGCCACGAGCAGAAGGCAGAAGUUGGUGCUCGUUGAUACCGCAGACAAGGUGGACUUGUUGGACUACUUUGACUUACUUUGAAUCACAACUACUACUGCAAAAAUGACAGCCGUGAAGUCAUGCUCCGAGAGCGCUCUGCAGUCGAUUCUGAAUGAUGUCUACGAUCCAGAACGAUUGAAGCGGCAGUGCCAAAACCGUUUGAAUGCGCAUCUUGUCAAUACCGUGUGUCUCUGUCUCGAGAAGGCUGCAAGCAAGAGCAACGACGUGUUAAUAUGAUUAUGGGUGUAGGGAAUUCAUCUCCAAAGUCAUCUGGAAGAGAAAGACAAGAGGAAAAAGGGGCCCAGAUGAUCCCUGAGAUGAAUUCGACACUAUAACUUCAACAUUAUAACAGAACAGUUUAUAAGGUUUCCGGGGGCCGGUUGGCAUGGCACGAAUGGAACGGUUGGAACGAAUGGCAGGCAUCCAAUCCGGGGCUUCAAUGUGCUCCGCCAUUCGUGCCAUUCGUGGACCUUUCAGACCUUCGAGAGCGGGGCGCCCUUCGGGCGCCCUGCGUUUUCAAGCGGUACCUCCCCCGCGGCGUUGCCGCUCUCUCCGAAUGCUGCGCACAUACUUUGGGAAUCCCACUCGGGCGCCCUGCGACCAAUCUGCCACACCCUCCACGGCGUUGCGCUUCAGUAGGCUCCCCAAGCCCGGCGCCCUUCGGGCGCGUUGCUUUUGCUCCAGCCCUCC